AGUCGCUUCGUUUUCAAUUGUGUAGAUCGUUUCGUCUUUACUCCUUCCUUUGAAUGUAGCGUAAACUGUUCUGAAAUUAAUUCCAGGACAUAUUUUGUAAUGUAUUCUCGGCUACGGACAGGUGACAUCACGAAAUCAACGAUUAUUGUAAUGCCACUUGUUCACAAAUACGUUGAUGGAGAAACAGCCCACAAUCUAGCCGUUCGUGCAGCUUCCUGGGGCCUGAUUCCGCGCUUUGGCCCUAAUCGACGAGAAUAUGACGAGCUAGCAUGUGAGUUCCUUGGAAUGCAGCUAAAGAACCCAAUAGGACUGGCCGCUGGUUUCGAUAAAAAUGCUGAGGCUGUCGGACCUUUAUCGGAGGUGUCGGGUUUCGGUCUUGUCGAAGUGGGUUCAGUAACACCCAUACCUCAAGAAGGGAAUGCAAAACCACGAAUGUUCCGAUUGCUUGAAGACGAGGGAAUCAUAAACCGAUACGGUUUCAAUAGCGAUGGUGCUAAUAAGGUCUCGAAGCGUGUCAAAGCAGCAAAAGCUCGACGGAGUGCCAACGCAGCUCCAGUAGGAGUGAAUCUUGGAAAAAAUAAGUUCGCUGAAGAUCCAAAGGUCGAUUACGAGGUUGGUGUCAAUCACUUCGCCCCUAUUUGUGAUUACCUUGUCGUCAAUGUCUCUUCACCGAACACACCUGGUCUUCGAUCUAUGCAAAAGCGAGCUGAUUUACAAAGUUUGCUUGCGCAUGUAAAGUACAUUGUCGACGCGAAUCGUUUGGAAAAAAGGCCAAAGGUUCUUCUGAAAAUAGCUCCUGAUCUCGAACUAUCUGAGAAAAAGGAUAUUGCACAGGUAGUGCUGGAUAGGAAGUACGGUGUUGAUGGUUUGAUUGUCUCUAAUACAACAAUUUCUCGUCCCGAAACUCUAAAAAGCGAGUUCAAAAAUGAAGCCGGAGGUCUGAGUGGUGCACCCAUUCGCAAGUUGAGUACGGACUGCAUAAAAGAGAUGUACAGCCUUACUCAAGGACGUAUUCCUAUAGUAGGAUGCGGUGGUGUGUCAAGCGGUGAAGAUGCAUACGAGAAGAUUCGAGCAGGAGCUUCUGUGGUGCAGCUCUAUUCUGCACUUACCUUUCAAGGUUUUCCAGUUAUUGGGAAGGUAAAAAGAGAGUUGGUGGAGCUGUUGAGAAGAGACGGGUUCAAAAGCGUAACUGAAGCAGUAGGCGCGGAUCAUCGAAAGCACUCGUAA
Molecule: messenger RNA, 1227 nt
Organism: Cooperia oncophora
Lineage: Eukaryota; Metazoa; Nematoda; Chromadorea; Rhabditida; Trichostrongylidae
Source: the annotation of a GenBank genome assembly